AUGCUCACAACUAUUAGUCCUGGAGUUGGGGCGUUACACUACUACUACGCUGCUGCUGCUGCCACUGUCGCUGUUGCCGCUGCCGUUACUACUGUUGCCGCUACUGCUGCUGCUGCCAUUGUUGCUGCUGCUGUUGCCACUGUCGCUGCUGCCCCUGUUGUUGUUGCCACUGCUGCCGCUACCGCCGCUGCUGCUACUGCCAGCGCCGCUGCUGCUACUGCUGGCGCCGCUGCCGCUACUGCUGGCGCCGCUGCUGCUGUUGCAGCUGUUGCCGAUGCUGCUGCAGCCAUUGUUGUUGCCGCUGCUGCUGCUACUGCUGCUUCAGUAAAUAGGAGUAACACUACCAUAACAGAGGGUAAAAGUAAAAGUGAAAGUGAAAGUGAAAGAGAAAGUUCAUAA
Molecule: messenger RNA, 399 nt
Organism: Humulus lupulus (European hop)
Lineage: Eukaryota; Viridiplantae; Streptophyta; Magnoliopsida; Rosales; Cannabaceae
Exons: 3
Coding region: 1-399 (132 amino acids)
Source: RefSeq, a predicted model, not a curated record